AUUAUUUUUUUUUCCAGAAACAAACACGGAACGUCAGGCUAGAGCCAAUGGGUACAUGGAUAAACUUUACUCGGGAAGCAAAGCCGAUCCUGUGAUGUGUCCUAGAGAAGGCUUCCUAGCUGAUCCCAACGAUUGCUCGGUCUUCUACAGGUGUAUUAAGUCCUUUAGUGACAAAUAUACGGUGUAUAAGUUCAAAUGUGGCCCAGGAACGGUCUACGAUCCGGACACAGAGAUAUGCAACCACGCUGGAAAUACACGACGCACAGAGUGUGGAGGCACUCUCAAGGAUCGAGACAAUGAAAAUGAUAUAGACAGUCACGAAAUGCCCACUCCCAUAACAACAAAAUUACCGGCAAUUUCAGAUAAUACGGCAUCACAAAACUAUGUCAUGGCAAAUAAGUACCCUGGAUUUGUUAGCCCGAUACCUUCGUCCACAAACUAUCCCAUGCCAUCCGAAGACAUGAAUUUAGUUUCGAUAGAAUCUUCAUAUGGAAAUCCAUUUGCGUCAACAAUAUUACCAGCUUAUGAAAUAAAUAAAACACCUAGUUUGAUGACAACAUUAUCUGUAAAGACUACUACACCUAAAGGAAUUUACUCAGAUAACAAAGGGGAAGAUAAACAAAAAGGCGACGAGUGCACCAAAGAUGGAUUUAUGGGUGAUAGCGAGAACUGUCGAAAAUUUUAUAGAUGUGUUAAUAACAAUAAUAGAGGCUACUUACGAUACGAAUUUUUAUGCAGCGAUUUAACGAUUUGGGAUGAUGAUUUACAAAGCUGCAACCAUCCCUGGGCAGUCCGAAAAAGACGAUGUGGAAGUGCCGAAGAUAUGUUCCCAUUAGCGAAUAUCCUAGAUUCUAACGAAGGAAACCAACCACAAAUUUCAUAUGGCGACAAAGAUUUGUCAACAACAAAGGCACCAGUAAAUUACAACUUUUAUGAAAAUAAAACUCAAACUAGCUUUAGCGAUAAAUAUACUUUUAAACCUGUAACUGAAAACGUGUACACCAGUAGUCAAGUUACAUCAAGCUCCGCUAAAUAUCAAACUUCAACAAUGUCUACAACUAAGAGUUCACCAGCCUAUACUAACAAUCAUUAUAAUAGUCCAAGCACACCUACGCCCCAGACAGAUAAAAAACCUUUAACUAUCGACUCUGAAAAAGAUAAAGUAAAAGAUAAUUCUCAAGGUAUCAAAAGCAAUGACUGCUCUGAAAAUGGUUUCAUGGGAGACCCCAAUGAUUGUAAAAAGUUCUACAGAUGUGUUGGAAGUGGAAGAGGAAGAUUUAUUAAAUAUGAAUUUACGUGUAGUGAUGGUACAGUAUGGGACAGCAAUUUAGAUUCAUGUAAUUAUGCUUGGGCUGUAAAAGAAUGCGGUGGAAAAAAACAAUCGACUGAUGAACAUAAAAAUAUAUCAAGCACUACAGUUGCAAGUAAACCAGUAGCGAUAACUACAGAAACAAAUUCAGCUUACACUACACUUCAAAUGAUUGAUAAUAUUUAUUCUGGUGAUACUUGUUUAUCUAAUGGAAUUUUUGGAGACUCUAAUGACUGUCGUAUAUUUUAUAGGUGUGUCGACAAUGGACAGGGAAAGUUUGUAAAAUAUGUUUAUAAAUGUGAUGAAGGAACAUUUUGGGAUCCUACCACUCAGUCAUGUAAUUAUAUAGAUAAAUCAACGUCUUGCAGUCAAAUAUUGGAAAACAAUAAAACAUCAACCAGUGAAAAAGCUAUUGAACCUGUAUCUAUUUUACAAUCAACCACAGACAGAAACGAAAAUAAUAUCAAUUAUGAGACUGACUAUGUAUCAAACUAUAUGCCUAUUAAAAUACACACCUCGACUAAACGAUCAAUAAAUAAAAAUACUGUUUGUCAAACAUCUGGAUUUUUCGGUGAUAAUAAUGACUGUAAGACGUUUUAUAGAUGUGUGGACGACGGAAAUGGUAACUUCAUGCAGCAUGCUUUUUCAUGCGGAGAAGGAACUGUUUGGGACUCAAGUAUCGAAGCGUGUAAUCAUGCCUGGGCUGUAAAAAAUUGUGGAGGAGAAAGAUCAAGUACAUCAAAAGAAAAUUUGAACUAUCCUACUACCUCGCUAUAUCAAGAAAAAGAAAGUGACGGAUAUAAUAAUAAUUUUAAUAAUAUUCCCAAUACACAAAGUACAUUAGGAUACACAACUACGCCAAAAACCACUACGCACGAAGCCUUAAAAACAACGCGAUCAAUUAGUAGUAAUGGAUGUUCCGAAGCGGGUUUCAGAGGUGAUUUUAAUGAUUGCUCCAAAUUUUAUAGAUGUGUUGACGAUGGUAAGGGUAGUUAUAUUCAGUAUGAAUUUAGUUGCGGUGACGGUACUGUUUGGGAUCCCAAAAUACAAGCUUGUAACCAUAAAUGGGCUGUGGAAAACUGCAAUUUCAACAAUGAGGAGAACAAUAUUGAUAGUGUUAGUCAAAGUACAACAUUGAGUACAGCACAAACGACCAAAGUGUACCAUACCACAACAUCAAUCACUGUUGCAAGCAGUUCUCAAUCAACAAUUUUGUCGUCAACACAAUCAGGUAGCAAUGCUUGCAAAGCGGAAGGUUUUCACUUUGAUGAGAAUGACUGUCAAAGAUUUUAUCGAUGUGUAGGCGAUGGUAGAGGAACCUAUAUAAAAUAUGAAUACACGUGUAGUGAUGGAACAGCAUGGAACCGAGAAAUAAAUGCUUGUGAUUACUUAGAGAACACGUCUUGUAACAAUACAAGAAAAGAUAAUACUAAUGUUCAUCCUACAACAACUGAUAUGUCACAAAAAUUAACUACAGAAUCGUCACCUAAAAAUGAAAUGGCUUUAUCUGAUGAAAGGAAUGUAUGCAAAUCUGAUGGUUUCUAUGCAAAUACUGAAGACUGCACUAAGUUUUAUCGUUGUGUACGCGACGGCAAAGGUGGUUAUAUCAAAUACGACUUCUCUUGUGGUCCAGGUACAAUUUGGGUACAAGAAAAUCAAAUUUGUGAUCAUGAUACGGGGAUAACAAAUUGUGCAAGUGCUUCCACUGCAGAAGAACCUAGUUCAACGAACAAAUAUUCUACUACGACACAUUCGACAACUGCACCUCUUACAACAACCACUCAAAAGCAAAGCGAAGAAAGCUACGAUUCUGAAUGUAGUUCUGAAGGAUUUUAUCCACACGCAUCUAAUUGUCAAAAGUUUUAUCGGUGUGUGAAUGAUGGUAAAGGUUACACAAAGUAUGAUUUUACUUGCGGCGAAGGUACAGCUUGGGAUACCAAUAUACAAGCUUGCAAUCACAUAACCGAAGUUAAACGAUGUGAAACGCACGAAUCAAUAAGUCAAAAACCUGAACAAAGGCCAACAUUGCAAGAUGAGCCGCUAGAAUCGGAAUCAAAUAAUAAUGUAGAUACAACCAAACCUCCUAGUUCUACUACAGAAUCAAAUAAUAAUAAAAAAUCUACCAAACCUACCGUUACAGAAAGUACGACUGCAGGUACUUCUGCAAAAGCUACAUCAACAACAGAAAGUACAAAACCAACCAACAAAGAUGAGUGCAAAGAGGAUGGAUAUUUUGGAAGUAGUUCAAAUUGUAAGAAUUUUUACAGAUGCGUUAGCAAUGAAAAUGGGGGUUAUACUAAGUAUGAUUUUACAUGUGGCGAAGGAACUGUUUGGGACCAAACUAUUCUCGGAUGUAAUCAUCCUGAAAAUGUUUUGAAUGCUUCAUGUAAAUCUAGUGAUGACAAGGAAGAGACAGAGACAUCAACUUCGAAAGAGCAAGAUUCGUCAAAAAGUCCAGAAUCGACUAGUUCUACUUCUAGUUCUCAGUCUUCUAGUACUCAACCAACAACAGACCCCAGUGAAGAAUCAGACAGUAAUCAAUCGAAUAAUGAUACUUUUACAUGUACUGAGGCUGGAUUUUUCGCCAAUCCAAAUGAUUGCAAGAAAUUUUAUAGAUGUGUUGACUGGGAUAAUCAAGGAGAGAGGUUCUCCAUUUUCCACUUUGACUGUGGAGAGGGCACUGCUUGGGACCAGUCAUUAUUGACUUGUAACCAUGAACAUUUAGUAAAUUGUACCAAACAAAGUGAAAAUGCAACCGAAGAAAGUUCAACUACUACAGAAUCAUCCACGACAGAAACUUCCACUCAGCCAUCGACAACAACUACAUCAACAACACAAUCGUCAACCACGACUACAAAAAAACCUACAACACAAAAAACAACUACUCAUCAGACCACAACACAGAAAACGACUACUCAAGAAACGACUACCCAGGGAACAACGAUACAAGAACCGACUACCCAGAAAACGACAACAGAAAAGUCAACCACGCAUGAGUCCACAACGCAAAAAUCAACAACAACUACAGAACAGAGCACUACUACUGAACCAGCUACUGAAAAAACUUCAACAACAACUACUUCUAGUACAACUGAAAGUACAACAAGUUCUACUAGUCCACCACAAGAGACUACUACCACUGAACAACCCACCACCACAACUACGGAACAAGCAAGUUCAACAACUACGCAGUCAUCAGAACAAACUACUCAGACUGAGAAAACCACAACUCAGGAUUCAACUACUACUGAAGCCCAAACAGAAUCAACAACAGAAAGUUCAGCUAACAAAGAAUGCCCUCAAACUAGUGAGGACGAGUAUCUCUUUGUGUGUCCAACUUCCUUUAGGAGACACCCGAAAUACUGCAACCUAUUUUAUCAAUGUACAGAAGAUGAAGAUAACCAUGAAUCUAACAUAGCAACAUUCCACUGUCCAAAUAAUACAAUCUAUGAUGAAAGUAAAAUUCAAUGUGUUGAGGAGAAGAAAGCUGAUAAAAAAUGUGAAGGAGAAAUAGCCGCAAGAAGAAGAGUAAAACGGCUUGGAUAUAAUUAUAAGGAACCGAUUACCGUUGGAAAAGAGAAGAUGGCUUGCAAAAUGCCGGGGUACUACUUAUUGGAAACAACUGAAGAAUGUUCACCCGCUUUUCUGAAAUGUGAGAAGUCAAAAAGAGGCAAUGUAAAAGGAUAUAUCUAUAAAUGCCCAGAAGGCUAUUUAUAUUGGUCCAUAAGCAGACGAUGUGAACCUACUAGAAAAAUAAAAGACUGUAAGCGCUCUUCUUUCGAUUGGAGUGGAAGAAACGAACUACCAAUUGAAAAAUUGAAUGUAGCACCAUGAUGAUAAUAUCGAAUGUCUAGGUAUAGUUCAGUGCAAUAAGUAACCUUAUAUUAAUUAAGCUUUUACAAAAGUUCUUAAAACCUUAAAACGAUUAAUGAUAGUAAUAAAAUAAGACUUUAGUACUUCCCUUUAAAUUUACUUAGUACACGAUCUAGUCUCGCGCUCUACAUUUUUAUAAUAAUAAUUAGCGACAAAACUAUGUUAUUAUCACACCAAUGCUGCCAUAAUGUUAAUGACAUUUGUGAGCAAAAUAUUGUAAAAUGUAACACUAUUUUGAUCACGACUGGA
Molecule: messenger RNA, 5431 nt
Organism: Aricia agestis (brown argus)
Lineage: Eukaryota; Metazoa; Arthropoda; Insecta; Lepidoptera; Lycaenidae
Gene: Mur89F
Product: serine-rich adhesin for platelets
Exons: 3
Coding region: 56-5143 (1695 amino acids)
Cellular component (GO): extracellular region
Molecular function (GO): chitin binding
Source: RefSeq, a predicted model, not a curated record